Messenger RNA from Lagenorhynchus albirostris (white-beaked dolphin), 1188 nucleotides. It is a transcript of the gene MRPL4, whose product is annotated as mitochondrial ribosomal protein L4. Gene Ontology annotation, cellular component: ribosome. Gene Ontology annotation, biological process: translation. The transcript has 9 exons. NCBI's taxonomy places the organism in Eukaryota, Metazoa, Chordata, Mammalia, Artiodactyla, Delphinidae. Gene Ontology annotation, molecular function: structural constituent of ribosome. The record is from RefSeq and is a predicted model, not a curated record. Bases 262 to 1146 code for a protein of 294 amino acids.
UUCUUGCUGUCGGGUCGCGCUCCCAGGUGUUGCAGAGGGUUCUUUAGGCCAGCAGUGAAAAUUAGCGUCUGGGGUUAGUCUUGGGGCGGAGGUUGGGACAGGCGUUAGCGGACCCUGCCGUCUUUGCUCUUGCUCGCCCACCUUUCUAACACCGAAUACAAACCCGACCGGCGGCGUCGCGGGCGUGACGUCAUCGCGAGGCGUCGAGAGAGUCCAGCAGAGGAAGCCUUGACCUCUCUAAGCGUGGGGAGCUGCGCUACAAUGCUGCAGCUAGUCCGGGCAGGGGCGCGGGCCUGGCUUCGGCCCAAGGGCUGCCGGGGCCUAAAGGCGCUGGCAGAAGAGGCAGUGCAGCCGGCGGAGAAACCAGAACCGGUGGCGAGCGCGGGUCAUCGGGUGCCCGUGCUGCGCAGGUGCGAGCUCCCGGUACUCGCGCACCGGCGUCCUGUGCAGGCCUGGGUCGAGUCCCUGCGGGGCUACGAGCAGGAGCGCUUGGGUCUGACCGAGCUGCACCCAGACGUUUUCUCCGCGACGCCCAGGCUGGAUAUCCUGCACCAGGUUACCAUCUGGCAGAAGAACUUCAAGAGAAUUAGCUAUGCCAAGACCAAAACCAGGGCCGAGGUGCGGGGCGGUGGCCGGAAGCCCUGGCCACAGAAAGGCAGUGGGCGUGCCAGGCAUGGCAGCAUCCGCUCCCCAAUCUGGCGAGGAGGAGGCAUUGCCCAUGGCCCCCGGGGCCCCACGAGCUACUACUACAUGUUGCCCAUGAAAGUGCGGGUGCAGGGCCUCAAGGUGGCGCUGACGGUCAAGCUGGCCCAGGACGACCUGCACAUCGUGGACUCCCUGGAGCUGCCGACCGCAGACCCCCAGUACCUGAUGGAGCUGGCCCGCUACCGCCGCUGGGGCGACUCCGUUCUCCUCGUGGACUUGGAACACGAGGACAUGCCCCAGAACGUUGUGGCAGCUGCCUCUGGGUUGAAGACCUUCAGCCUGGUCCCUGCUAUUGGCCUGAACGUGCACAGCAUGCUCAAGCACCAGACGCUGGUCCUGACCCUGCCGACCGUCGCCUUGCUGGAGGAGAAGCUGCUCUGGCACGACUCGCGCCACACGCCCCUCUACCCCUUCCGCCUGCCCUACCGCGAUUUCCCCUGAGCCCCACGCGGCACCCCCAGGGCCCAUCGGCCACCCUCCUUC